AGCGGCGGCAAUAUUAUUAAUUUUUAUAUUGAUGAGCGCUCAAAUGAAUACAUUAUUACACGCCCCAAAUAUUACUGGUUAGUACUAAAUAUUUGAAAAUUAGAUAAACUAUACUUGUUAUUUUUAAACCCCGUCCUUUGACCCAAUUGACGGGGUUUGGAUCCGCCCCUGUACUGUAUAUGUAAAACUGAUGAUCCAACAGGAGAAAUGGUUGCAUGCGAUAGCUGUGAUGAAUGGUUCCAUCCCACAUGUUUAAUAUUGAAAAAAUUGCCUACUCGGAAAAUAUGGUAUUGUAUAGACUGUAGGAAAUUGAAAAAGAGAAAAAAAGACACAUAAUGCAAAUAUGAUGAAGAUUUAUGAUGUAAAAAUUAUGGCCACUGGAGGAUCUACUCACCAAGCCUUGAUUGCAAAGAAUGAAUAUCAAAUCAAACUGGUCACUCUUGUCAAUGAAUGUGGGGAUCAUUUACUUUCAAUGCUGCAUGAUCAGUCUCGUGGUAACAUGCCGAGAGAUGAAAAAAAACUAUAUCUAGCGUUAUUACCAUUUAGGAAACAUUUAAAACAUUUAAAGAAGGACCAGUUAGAGAUUUUAUUUCCAAAAAAUAAACAAACUGACUCAAAGUUGUUUGAUAUCACUAUUUUGUGUGAUGUUUUGAUAAACUGUUGUCCCAGCAUACAAGCACCAAUUGGUGGGUGGAGAAUUAAAAUUCCCCAGCUAAAUGAUUUCAGCGAUGGUGCUGAAAUCAUUCGAGUCAGAAGUGCAAGAAAUAAUGUUAUGCAUGCAAGAGCACUAACUGUAUCACAAUAUAAUCAAUUAUGGAACAACAUAGAAUGUAUAUUAACAAGGCUUGGAUACAACAUUGCAAAGAUUCAGGAUUUAAAAUCUGGUUGUUUAAAAGAUUUGGAGUUGUUUAAAAUUAAAGUCAUAAAAGCAGAGAUUGAAAUUCAAAAAUUUGAUGUAGAGAAAAAUCAAGACAGCAUCAAGCAAAACCAAGAUGACAUCAAACAAAAUCAAGAGUCCAUUAAACAAAAGCAAGUGGAUAUUGCACAAAAUAAAGAUCAUAUCAUCCAAAAUCAAGCUGACAUCAAACAAAAUCAAUGUGAUAUUAAGCAAUUACAAAAUGAAUUGAAAACAAUGUUAUGUGCUCCCGAAGCAUCCCAAUUAAAUGAAAUUAGAAAAGAUCUGCCUAGUUUCACUAUGUUUAAAAAUCACCGGGGAAAUCUUGUUGUUCAAUUCGAUGAUGACUGGUCUAUACAAUGUGUACAAAUCAGCAUUACUAAAAUCUCUGCAAUAAUUUGGAAAAAACUCCAGGAGAAUGAUGAUUACAUUGUAAGAAAAGACGAAGGAAAGUUGAGCUUAAUAAUUUACAACCUUAACAAAGACUAUGUUAGUGAUUUGUCAAUAUCGUUGAUCAAUCUAGAACAAGAAAGUCAAUCUGUUUUUAUUCAAGAUAUUUAUUUAGUAAGCGCACAUAACUGCACAGCUGAUCGUUUAAAUGUUAUAACACACAACAGUGGUAUAAUAUCUAAAGAGAUAGAGACUAUUGUGAAGACAGAAACAGAAGAGGCAGAUGUGGAAUUUAUAUGUGGUGGAAGCAGACAAAGAAUGACACAUGUGCAAUAUAAAAGAUUUGAAAGAGAUUACAGUCAUCGCUUUUUUACUAUCAAUGACAGGUGCAUGGAAGAACCACUACAAUUCCCCCCACCAAUAUUUAAUGAAACAAGUUCAAUAUUCGCUCAAAGAAUAAAACAUAUUAUGGCCAAAUCAAAACAUCGUUUAUUCACAAUAUUUACACAUUACAACUCGAAAGAACAUAUAGAAUUUUUAAAACUAGAUAAACAAUUUUCUUUUAAAACUGUUUCUGAUACUAACAGAAUCUUAUUUUUUUUACCCAAUACAAUCAUAAACAUUAGGUGUACAGAUGCAACAAAUUUAUUAAGUAUACAAGAGGAAUUUGAAGCUGGUGAGGAGGAUAUAAAGGCACUAUCUGUCAUCAAUAAAGAAUAUAUUGGAAAGGUUAAGUUGUCAAUGGUGAACGUAGUAGCUGCUCCAAAUUUCAAACACACUAAAGACACUAACAUUUGUGUUGAUUGUGAGUUGCUCUGUAACAAAAUUUGGUCUAAAGAUGAUAGUGUUCUGAAAUUCUUUUCAAACAUUAUACAGAAAGUGCAAUUAGAAAAUAGUCAAGAUGAUGACAAAGAACAUUAUAUCAGUAUGGUCAGCAAAAUUAUGUGUUUUAUGGCAACACGGAAAGCACUCUUUUCUGUUCCUUCACUCAGUGAUAACAUUAAUGAUCAAAUAAGCUCACUGAUAUUGACUACCCAGCAACUACGUAUUUUGUACGAGAAAUCAAAGAAAAAGAUCGUAUAUGGUCCCCUGGGUAGUGGUAAAACUAUCUUAGCUUUAUCUUUCUUGGAGUUUGUUUAUCAAAUAUCUGAAACCAAAUCUGUUAUAUACUACGUCAUUUGGGAUGAUAAAACAUUACUGAAACAAGACGUUCUAAGUCAUGUUAAUAAUAAAUUUAGUAACAAGGCCAAUGUUACCAUUGUUGUGAGAGAUGUUGUGGAACUAGCAAAGGAUUUAAAAAUGGUAAAAGUACCAGCACCAUCGCAGUUGCUUCUUUCAUUGGUUAAGAAACAUGCUGAUGAAAAGGUACAUGUUAUAAUAGAUGAAUUAAAUGGUGAGUUGUUUGAUAUGCAAGAAUCGUCAUCGCUGGAACAUUAUUUGGAAACUGAGAACAAGGUACAAGAUUUCAUUUUCGUUUUCUUUCCACAAUCAGUGGAAAAGCACAGAACAUUCAUUUCACGCAAAUUUAUUACAGAGCAUAACAAAUAUAAAUAUAAAGAAACAGGAAUGAAAGUAUUUAAGCUGAACAGAGCAAUGAGAACACCAAAAAUGAUUUUUAAUUUUUUAAAGGCUUUUGAAAGUAAAGCAGCUGAUGUAAAAACAGCUAUUAAGCUUCCUGUUCAAGAAUCUCGACUAAAAGAUGUGGCAGUGGCAUCACUGGAUGGUUAUGAUAAGGAGAAAGUAUUAACGCAACCACAACAACAACAAGAACCUCAAUUAGACCAACAACUACACCAAGCUAUUACCCACACAAGAGCCCCUAUAGAAGAAGGUGAAAGUUUUGAAGUGCCUGUUGAUAUUGAUAUUGUUGCAGCUUCUCUCAAUGAUGAAGAUCUUUCUGAAGAUGUUAGAACUGAAAUAAAAUGGGUGUUUAACUCUGCAGACAUAAUCGGUCAUAAUAUCAAUGGUAAAAAGCCAUUAUUAAUACAUCCAGAAAUCCAACAAGUAACGGAAGAGGAAGUUAUUCCAUUGUUGGCUUUUGUUUUGCAAGAUACUUGUUUGCAAGGUGUUACCAAACGAUUGUUCCUUUACAACACCUUACACCAAAUGACUGUUUUUUACAAAUUGCUGAAACUGUUAAAAAUGGAUUUCUUUCGCUAUGAUGAUUCUACCGAUUGGAACAUUCUAACAAGCGACAACACGAUAGUUAACAAUCUUUCACAUUGUGCAACCUAUAAUCUGCUCACAACCCCACAGGGUAGCCGUGGCAUCGAAGCAGCUGAAUGUGUGUGCGUAAUCGACAAAGACGACUAUAAGUUAAAACAUUUGACGUUGGAAGGAAUGUCAAGAGUGACGCAAAAUCUGAUCCUUAUUUCAACAUCAAACAUCAGGAAAGCGAACACGUUAAUGUCAUCAACUGGUCACAUUAUUAGUGAACUUUUACCUGGAUACCUAAUUGAAUGUGGCAUAGAUCGUUUUGAAGAUGACAACAAUGAGAUUCCAUUCACAAAGAUUUCAAGCGACAAUAAAAUAAUUUUUAGAAUAAACACUCAGUCUUGGCAAUAUGAAGAAAUGAUAGAAGAUAGUAAGGUUAUUGAUUGCCCUAACACAACGCCAAACAUCUUAAGUGCAACUGAAAUUGUUUUUAAUAGUCUUCAUCCUCCGAAAAUCGUUACCAACAUAAACUGUUCGUAUUUGUCAGACACUUCAUGUAAAUUAACUUGGAAAAAAGAAGGAUAUAGAUACAAUGUUAAAGAACAAGACAACACAGAUUCGGUUUGGAUCCUUAAAGCUAGUAACAUUACCUCAAACAUGUGUGUUGUUGAUAAUUUGGUGAUUGACGAGACAUACAAAUUUUGUGUCAAUGCUAGCAACCUUAUUGGCCAAUCUGAUGACAGCAUUGUGUUCUAUCAUCACUUUUUUCCAACCAUUCCAGGUGUCACAUUUGCAGAUAUCGCGAAACUCAUUUUAAAUAACGACAUAUUUGAAAUGGAACGCUUGCUCUUCAAAUACCCAAACAUCGUCCACAUAAGGGAUAAACAUGGAUCAUUAUCGAGAGGUCAUCGUGAACGUACACCAUUGAUGUGGACGGCAUGGAAAACCGACAAUUCAGCAAUGGUGGAAAUGUUGAUCGAACAUGGUAGUGAUGUUUGGGCAGAAAGUAUUUUCGGACGAAACAGUUAUCAUUACGCUGGAAUGAACAAUCGUUACAGAGUAUUAGACGUGUUAUGUCGACAUGAUGUGACAUACAUUAACCGUGGUGAUUUUAACAACCGAACACCAUUUUUCCGGACUGCAUGGUUUGGUAAUGUUGAAUGUGUUAAUAUAUUGUUACAUUAUGAUAGCGUCGAUGUGACGAUCAGAGAUACAAAUGGUUACAAUGCGUAUGAAGUUGCGGGAAAAUAUACGAAUGGACACAACCGUAAAAUAAUAAGACAGCUGAUCAAGGACUAUGAAAGAAAGAAGGAAUCCUCAAUCCUCCAAUCUCAGUAAUUUUAUGGAUAUUGCAGAUAAAUUUGUAUUUAUUUGUAACUCGCCGUUUUAAUUUUUCUCCACAAAAACUUUUUCGUGUAAUAUUUUAACAUGUAAUAUUUGUUACUCUCAAAAACUUCGUCACUUCGACAUUUUUUUUUGUCCGAUUUGGUAUAAAAAUGGUCAAACUGCCAGUACUCUGCGUCCGAUUAGCUGCAGAAGUUUAACUUUUAGGAGUGCGUGUUAUUUAACAAUGAGUUUAUUUUAAAAAAAUUUUAUUUGUAAUCAUUUUAGUUGUUAUAUAAAAAUAGUUUUAAGUAUAUAAAAAUAAAAUGUCUGUAAACACGCCCAUGUAGGAAGAAUAAAAUAUGUCAUGUGCUGAGUAAGGUCAGCACCAGAAGAGAUCAUCGAGCGAAGAAAAAGGUGACGAUAUGUAUACGUAAAAAACACAAUGGCAUGACCGUGACUGAUUUAAAUAAUUAUAUUUUAUACUAUAUUCUAUAUUUUUAAUUUUUUUCUAAAUAAAUGUUUUUCGUUU
Molecule: messenger RNA, 5294 nt
Organism: Hydractinia symbiolongicarpus
Lineage: Eukaryota; Metazoa; Cnidaria; Hydrozoa; Anthoathecata; Hydractiniidae
Exons: 8
Coding region: 344-4777 (1477 amino acids)
Molecular function (GO): protein binding
Source: RefSeq, a predicted model, not a curated record